CAAAACGAGGCACAUAUAAUUUUCAACAUGGCGGGCGAAAGCAUGGGUCAGCCACAUCUUGCGAAGCAGGAUCUCGCAACGCUGGAUGUUUCUAAAUUAGAUCCUCUAUCUCCCGAAGUAAUCAGUAGACAAGCAACAAUUAAUAUAGGCACUAUUGGUCAUGUGGCCCAUGGUAAAUCAACUGUGGUCAAAGCCAUAUCAGGUGUACAAACUGUUAGAUUCAAAAAUGAACUGGAAAGGAAUAUUACUAUUAAACUAGGAUACGCCAAUGCUAAGAUAUUCAAGUGUAGCUAUGAACGCUGUCCUAGACCAACUUGUUAUAGAUCAGCUGGUAGUAGUAAGGAAGAUGAGUUUCCAUGUGACCGACCUGGAUGUCCUGGUAGAUUCAAAAUACUUAGACAUGUCUCCUUUGUAGAUUGCCCUGGUCACGAUAUUUUGAUGGCAACUAUGUUGAACGGGGCUGCUGUUAUGGACGCAGCGUUGCUACUUAUUGCCGGGAAUGAGUCCUGCCCUCAACCACAGACAUCAGAACAUCUGGCAGCUAUUGAAAUCAUGAAAUUGAAACACAUACUCAUCUUGCAAAAUAAAAUAGAUUUAGUGAAAGAAAGUCAAGCGAAGGACCAGUUUGAACAAAUUCAAAGGUUUAUUCAAGGCACAAUAGCAGAAGGUGCUCCUGUAAUUCCAAUCUCAGCACAGCUCAAGUACAACAUUGAAGUAAUUUGUGAAUACAUUGUCAAAAAAAUACCUAAACCCAUCAGAGACUUCACAUCCAAACCAAGAUUAAUUGUUAUUCGGUCAUUUGACGUCAAUAAACCUGGCUGUGAAGUGGAUGAUUUAAAAGGGGGUGUGGCUGGUGGUAGCAUCCUUAGAGGUGUUCUUAGGAUUGGUCAGGAGAUUGAAGUGCGGCCUGGAAUUGUCUCCAAGGAUCAGGAUGGGAAAUUGAUGUGUAAUCCAAUAUUUUCACGGAUUGUAUCAUUAUACGCAGAACAGAACGAUUUACAAUAUGCAGUACCAGGUGGACUGAUUGGUGUUGGCACAAAGAUUGAUCCUACAUUAUGUCGUGCUGAUAGACUGGUUGGGCAGGUUUUGGGAUCUGUUGGUGCAUUACCAGACAUCUACACAGAGUUGGAAAUCUCCUACUUCUUACUCAGACGUCUACUCGGUGUCAGAACAGAAGGAGAUAAAAAAGGAGCCAAGGUGCAAAAAUUAGCCAGAAAUGAGGUAUUAAUGGUGAACAUUGGAUCUUUAUCUACCGGUGGUAGAGUAUUUGCUGUAAAAGCUGAUUUGGCUAAAAUUAUGUUAACAAAUCCUGUGUGUACAGAGAUUGGUGAGAAAAUAGCCCUCAGUAGAAGAGUGGAAAAACAUUGGAGGUUGAUUGGUUGGGGUCAAAUUCGAAGAGGAGUAACAAUCCAACCAUCAAAUCCGAAAGAUGAAUAAAGCUACAACCUGAACAUUUAGAUUACAUUCUUCUACACAGCUUUCUCAAGAAAAUCUGAAUUAUAAUACAACUAUUUGACAAUCAAACCUCUAAGAAAGGG
Messenger RNA from Saccoglossus kowalevskii, 1538 nucleotides. RefSeq names its product eukaryotic translation initiation factor 2 subunit 3. NCBI's taxonomy places the organism in Eukaryota, Metazoa, Hemichordata, Enteropneusta, Harrimaniidae. The record is from RefSeq and is a predicted model, not a curated record. Gene Ontology annotation, cellular component: eukaryotic translation initiation factor 2 complex; cytosol. Gene Ontology annotation, molecular function: translation initiation factor activity; GTP binding; GTPase activity. Gene Ontology annotation, biological process: formation of translation preinitiation complex.